AUGCAACCCAAUACUAUCCAACUAACCACAACCUUCAAUAACAAGGCUUUCAUUCCCUCACCAACAACAACUACCUAUUCCACAUCCUUUCCAUCUCAUCACUUCAUUCUUCCAUUCGAAGAAGUUUAUCUACUCAGCAGUUCGAGUGUUUCGAGUUGUGAUGUGGAGGCUAUUGAAUCAUUGUUUUGUUUACGAGAAUCUACUUGCAAAGAAGAGAAUGUGCCAAUUUAUCAGCCACAGGUUUCGUCUGUAGUUUCACAAGUUUCGUCCAAUGCCAAAGAUGUCAUUUCAAGUAAGAGGAAAGGAGGCUGGAACGUCAUAACAACAACCUCUCCAAAGAAGAAUGAAAAUCCAAAUAGUGGUAAAAGGAAAAGAAAAGAAACAAAUUAUACCAUUAUUGAAAUUCCACCACGUAAAACUCUCAAGGAAUCUUCCAUCGAAGAAUAUUUGCAAAAGGCUAAACAAUUAAUCACACUCUCGGAAGACGAAAUCUAUUCGAAACUCUUCUUUGAUUUCCACACUAUUAGAAAUGAAGUAGCCAACAUGAUUUUGAAUAAGAAUUCCGAACCUCUCAUGACCAUGUUUCGAACCAAUGCCACCAAGAAGAAUCUCAUUCGAAUGAUUUAUGCUGUCAAAGUUGCUUCAGAGGAAGAACGAAACGAAACUUCCAUUAGAUUUGGACGAAACUUGGCCAGAUAUCCAAUUCUUGCUUUGGUUAUUACUAGUAUGAGACCGUUUAGGGCAGUUUCUUCCAAUGAGAUUACAAGAAUUGCAAAAUCUAUUGGUCUGACGAAAUCAUCCAAGUUUCCACAAAUUUUAGACGAAAUGAUGAAUCCUCCGAAACCACCAAGAAAAUUAAGAAAAAGACAAGUGGCACAUGUUGUUGACAGUCAUACGUUGGAUAUUACCUAUCCAGUUCUGAAUCAACAGUUACAACCAUUGGAAAUAAGUCGCGUCCAAGUUGUUGAUGAAAGUUGUUGUGUGGAAAGUUUGAAAGUUGAUGUGGAAACAAUUGUUAGACCAAUAAGUGGAGAAGGAAGAGGAGAAUGUAGUUUGAUACUUGAUGAUGAAGAUGCUACAAAAUCGUAUUGUAGUUGGUUGUUGAAUUUGACGAAUCCUUUCGUACAAUAA
Messenger RNA from Naegleria gruberi, 1131 nucleotides. RefSeq lists its product as uncharacterized. The transcript is spliced from 2 exons. NCBI's taxonomy places the organism in Eukaryota, Heterolobosea, Eutetramitea, Acrasida, Naegleriidae. The record is from RefSeq and is a predicted model, not a curated record. The coding region runs from base 1 to 1131 and encodes 376 amino acids.